AUGGCACCCGAAAGGUGUCCCCCCCACACCCCUCCCAGCCGAGCUCCAGAGGAAACUGUCUGUACAAAUGGGCCACUCUGUGGUUUUUUAGGUCCCUGCCUGGAGACCCUCUUGCUGGAUGACUCCCUGUGGCUCUCCUCGCCAGAAGAAGCUGCUGGAAUCGAGGCCCUCUUGGACGAGACCUGCCUCCACCGGCUCUACAGGGGACUCUUGAUGGAAGAAGGUGCCUAUUCGGGGUUUUCUCCCGAGAACAUUGACGCGAGGAAUCCCAGAGCCAUUUGCCAGGUGGAAUCGGCAGCUCCAGAGCAAGUCCCGGACGGCCACCCCCCCGAUGGCUUGGAGCCCCCGGUGCCUUUCCAUCAGUGGUUUCUGAAAGCAAAUGCCGCGUCUGAUGGGUUGGCCGGCAUAACUGCGCUUCCAGUCACAGACCAAGCGGCCACAGGAUUAUCUGUCGCCGUCGUCAGCCACGAGAGCUCUGUGCCAGACGAGAUCAGUUUCCAAAAAGGAGAUGAGAUUGAGAUCAUUGGCUACUUCGUGAGCUGCAUGCCGUGGUUUGUGGGGAGGCGUCUCUCUUCAGGCCGGGUUGGCUUUGUGCAGAGCCGCUGUGUGGAGCCCGAGGGCUUCCUGGCCAUCGCCACAGAACUUCCGUGCACGGACUUCUUCAGGGAAGAUGGCGACUCUUCCACGAAAGAAGAAUCCCUCUUGGAUGAUCUGGCCAGGCUCCUGGCGCCCACUUCCCAGGGGACCAUCUGCAGCGCCUAUCAAAUCGAUGCACAGAAUGACGUGGGCCCCCAGAAACCUCGGGAGGAAGAAAUGCCCCCUUCCUUCUUCAAUGAAGAGGAGAGCCCAACGCCAUGCAGAGCGCUGAGGUCACUCAUGAAGAUGAAGGACUUCCAACUGACUGAAGAUAAGAAGCAGCAGCUGCCCACUUGCCAUGGGCCGGAGCCCCCCCUUUUGCAGAAGCCACGUUUCUCCCUGCGCCAGGAUGGGACUUUGGGGCCAGAAAUCCCUGAUUCGUUACUGUCGUUUUUGAACCAGGGGGGUUUUGUGGAGGGCUUGGGGGGCCUGUACGACCCUCCUUUGUCCUUUCUCAAGACGUCCAUCCAGGGCGAUGCCACGGAGGAAGAGCUGAUGGAUUCCUUGGCUCGCGCUCGGGCAGUGGCCAGACAAGCCGACCUGCCCUGGGCCACGACACGGCUCUGCUACCUGCUGGGAAGGAUGAGUCUCCAGAAGUCCAAGCUGUCCCAGGCCCGGGUGUAUUUGGAAGAAGCCCUGGCAACCCUCCGGGGGGAUUUCCACGACCUCCACUUGGUAGUCACUCUUUACACCCACCUCACAGGCAUUUACCUGAAACAGAAGAACGCGGAGAAAAGCGCUUCCUUCCUCGACAAAGCCGCCUCUUUGCUGAUGGGCGUGGCCAGCCACACGGACAGUGCAGAGAUGGCCCUGGAGAUCUUGAACUAUGCCUUGAAAAGAGCCGUGCUCAGCCGGAGCAGAAACGCCGAGGCCAGGGCCUGCUUCCUGCUGGCAAAGCACUGCCUGACCUUCAAGCAGGGACAGGAACCGGCCCCCUUCCUGGAAAGGCUGCAGCAGCUGCUGAAUAUGGGCCAGGGGUUGCCCAGUGGCGGGGGGUCCGUGGACUGUUACCUGAAACUUGGCCAACUCUACAGCCAGAAGUGCCUGCCCCGCCUUGCGCUCAGCUGCGCCAAGGUGGUCUCUUCCCGCAGCUCCUGUUCUCUGCUGGAGCUGUUCAGGACCCUCGAUUUGGUGUUAAGGAAUGCCUCUAAAGUCCACAGUCCCACGCCUGGUGGACAAACACACCCCUCCCUCAUGGCCUUUUACCUCCGAGAACUGCUUCACGCGCUGGAAGGGAGCAGGGGCAGCCAGAAGCUGCGUGGCAUCAUUUACUGCGGACUUUCUCAGCUGCACAGCCGUUACAAGCGGUAUGAAGAAGCCAUCGGCUACAUGGAGGCGGCUCUAGAGCUGAACCCGACUGGAGAAGUGGAGGAAGACACCAUUAACCACUUCAUUUUCCUCAGCUGGCUCUACAUCCUCCAUCGGCAGAGUGACACGGCGCUGUGCAUUUUAAAGGCGGUCGCAGAGUCCCCCUGGAGCACCCGCCAGCAGUUGGGCGUCAUCCAUAACAUGGCAGCCAUUAGUCUGAGACGGAGGAAUCAGCUCAGGGAAGCCGCGGAGAGCUACUUCAGAGCUCUGGGCAUUUCCAGAGAGACGGGCAGCGUGGCUAACGAGGCCGUGGCUCUGGCCAACCUGGGCCUCCUGUACCUGCACUCGGCUGCCCAAAGCCUGGGGGAGCAUUUCUUGAUCAAAGCCAUCCAGCUCUUCUCCGAACUCUCCAGCAGAGAAUGUGGGGGGAACUUCGUGGCCAUCCUCCUCCGGCUGGGCCACCACUACGCCCGGGGGGCCCAGAAGGAGAAGGGGAGGAAUUGCUACGAGUGGGCCUUUCUGGUGGCCAUGGAAUGCGAGGAUGUGGAAGGGCAACUCCAGGCGGUCCAGCACCUCUGCCAUUUCCACAGCACGGUUGUCCCAGAUCCAGCGCAGUGUGUCCUCUACAACGAAUAUCAGCUCACCCUGCUUAGGAAGAUGUCCGACAAGGUCACGGAAGGGCAGGUGCUGGAGACCAUCAGCCAGCUCUACCUGUCUCUGGGGACAGAAAGGGCCUGCCGGUCUGCCCUGGACUACCUGAAGAGAAGCCUUGGCAUCUUCAUUGACCUUCAAGCCAAAAAUAAGGAAGCCCAGGCCUGGCUCCAGGCAGGCAGGAUCUACUACGCACUGCGGGAGAACGAAUUAGUUGACGUUUACAUCCAGGUUGCUCACAACGCUGCUUUGAGCUCUCGGGACCCCAAUUUAGAAAUGGAAAUGCUCGAAGCCUCGGGAGACAUUUUCUUCAACGGAGACUGGGAGAAGGAAAAAGCAGCCCCCUUCUACAGGGACAAGGCCCUGCCGCUCGCUGUGAAGGCCAAAAACAGCAGUGCUGAACUUCGCCUCUUCAACAAGUUGGUUGGGCUGUUCUUGACCUUACGGAAGUAUGAGGAAUGCCUCGGAUACGCCCAGGCGUCACUAAUGCUCAGUGUGGAUUUAGGAGACCAGCUAAGUGAGCGAGUGGCCUACCACCGCCUGGCGGUCAUCCACCAUCACUUGGGGCAGUGUGAGCUGGCUGAGCACUUCUUCCUCAAAGCCGUUUCCCUCUGCCCCUCCCCGCUGGAGUUUGAUGAGGAAGCCCUCUAUUACGUCAAAGUGUACCUUCUCCUGGGAGACAUCACCUUCUACGACCUGAAGGAUCCUUUUGAUGCUGCAGGAUAUUACAACCUGGCGCUGGCUGCUGCCAUGGACUUGGGGAACAAGAAAGCACAACUGAAGAUUUACACCAGACUUGCCAUAAUUUACCACAAUUUCCUUGUCGACCGAGAGAUGUCUCUCUUCUUCUACCAGAAAGCCAGAGUCUUUGCCACGGAGCUGAAUAUUUGCAGAAUCAACCUCUCUCCAGACCAGCCUCCUGGGAGAAAGUUCCCAUGAGCCUCUCCUCUGGACACUGGCUGGAGGGCUUGCAAAGGACAGAGCAGCCCCCCUUUUUUUUCUGGCACCCGAGAACAAGAGCUUCCGUUUCUGAAGCACUCGGUAUCUCCUCCUCCUUCCCACCCAUUUCCCCCAAAAUAAGGACAAAGUCAAGAAAGGGCAUCAGAGAUGAUCCUGGAAGGAGCUGGCUAUGAAACCACAGAACAGUUGAAGUCAGCAAACGGUGAUCGAGCUCAAAUGAAAGUAUUUAACUGAAAAUAAACAUGCUAAAAUAAUACAUAUUCAAAGUUAACAUUUUCUCAUGCUCCAAUUUUAACGUAGUUCCAGGUUUGUUUGGGAAACGGUGCUUAGAGUAUGAAUGUUUCCUGAGGCAGCAACCGAUGGAUCUCCAUGUGAAGGAGUAAAGUAAUAAAUGUUCAGUGGGCACC
Molecule: messenger RNA, 3962 nt
Organism: Thamnophis sirtalis
Lineage: Eukaryota; Metazoa; Chordata; Lepidosauria; Squamata; Natricidae
Source: RefSeq, a predicted model, not a curated record